This is a messenger RNA of Vitis riparia (riverbank grape), 1562 nucleotides long. Its product is annotated as heavy metal-associated isoprenylated plant protein 36-like. The record is from RefSeq and is a predicted model, not a curated record. The coding region runs from base 116 to 1168 and encodes 350 amino acids. Gene Ontology annotation, molecular function: metal ion binding. NCBI's taxonomy places the organism in Eukaryota, Viridiplantae, Streptophyta, Magnoliopsida, Vitales, Vitaceae. The transcript is spliced from 3 exons.
UCACACUCCUUACUUCUUCUUAAAGGCUUCCACUGCCGCAGUCCUCUCUUCCCUCCGUCCGUCCGUCCCUCCCUCCCUCUCUCUCUCUCAAGGAAGCAGCUUCUGCUUUUCUCCUAUGGCAACACAAGGAGAGGCAAAAGAAGUGGUGGAAGAGGCGUUAGAACCCUUAAAAUACAAGACAUGGGUGUUGAAAGUCUCCAUCCACUGCGAAGGAUGCAAAAAGAAAGUGAAGAAAAUCCUACAGAAUAUUGAUGGUGUUUACACCACAGAAAUUGACACCAGGCAACAAAAAGUCUGUGUCACCGGCAACGUGGACGUAGAGACCUUGCUGAAGAAGCUGGUGAAGAAUGGAAAACACGCCGAGUUGUGGCCGGAAAAAGCUGACCAUCGGAAAGAGAAAAAAUCAAAGAACAAAGAGAAACAAAAGGACCAAGAAAGCAACGAACAAGAAGGCGGCCAUGGUGGAGAUAAAGAGAAGUCAACAGUGAAAUUUGAAGCAGUACAAGAACCCACCAAAAACCCUGAACCCAAACACAGUGAAGCUGCUGCAGCCAGCGGCAGCGGCGGCGGAGGUGGUGGUGGUGGUGGUGCUAAGGUUGGGGAAAAUGGCCCCGCCGCCAAAAACGGUGCAGCCGCUCAAAAGGAGGCAAAACCAGAGGUGAAGAAACCGGAGGCGUCGCCAGCCGGUGAAGCGCCUCCGGCUGCGGAAAAGAAGGUUGGCGAAAGUGAUGCUUGUGCAGACAAAGGUGGUAGUGGCAAUGGAAGUAAAAAGAAGAAAAAGAAGGGGCAAAAACCCAACUCUGAUGUGGGUGCACCAUCUUCUGACACACCAGCAGCACCCCCUGGCUCACCCAACCCUAGCCCUGCUCCGAGCCAUGGUCCAGCCCCAGCCUCAACUCAAACCGUGUACCACUACCCACCACAUUACUAUGCACCCCCACAGCCAGCAUACACUGUUAGUUACAACACAAUGCACCCAAGUACCAGCCAUGGGGCAUCAUACUACGCAACACCCCCACCACAAUACUCCUACGCCUACAUGCACCCUGGUCCAUGGACAGAACCUCCACCGUCCGAUUUCGACUCGAAUCCACCAUCGGUGCAUCCACCGUCGGACUCAUUCCAAUUUUUCAGUGAUGAAAACCCUAAUGCAUGUUCACUCAUGUGAAAUUCAGCCAACUUGGGAAGGAAGAUCAUAGCUUAUACUACUUGUAUGAGUGUAUUAAGGGGUUGGGAUAAUUUUGUAAUGUAUGUGUAUAUGAAAGAGUAAAAACCUAGGAGAAAUAAGAGGGGUUUUAGGAGGGUUUUGGGCAGUGGGAUGUAUGUGUUUUCUUUUCCCUUUGUUUAGUACUUUCUCUUCUUUUUAGCAUGGGUUUUUUUGCCUUUCUUUUUUUUUUAAUGCUUUUAGUCUUACAAUGCUUAGUUGUCUGUAGGCCCUAAUGCCUCUCCUCCUCUCUUUUUUUUCUCUAUGGUACAUGCAUAAAGUUGAUUUGGCACCUUGGCACCUUGCCUCGGCCUAUGGGAUGGUGAGUAUGUGGCAAUGAAUAGGGUUUCAGGCAUCA